Mucor mucedo is the source of this 555-nucleotide messenger RNA. RefSeq lists its product as uncharacterized. Lineage: Eukaryota; Fungi; Mucoromycota; Mucoromycetes; Mucorales; Mucoraceae. The record is from RefSeq and is a predicted model, not a curated record. Bases 1 to 555 code for a protein of 184 amino acids. The transcript has 4 exons.
AUGUAUGUCAGCAUUCGGCAUUACAUAAAGCAUUACGGAAGUAUAAUUGACGUAAUUAGCAGUUUCAAAACAAAGUACAGUACGUGUAACAUUAAGAUCGAAAUUCUAACGAAGCAAUUGAGAAAGUCUUGCAGACCUGUCUCACAAAUCAGAAAUUGUCAAAACAAAAAAACUAUUCAAACCACUGCAUUGCCAGCUCGUCCCGGUUAUGAUCUGCUCACUAGGAUGCUGUUCAAUGAUAACUACGUAAAGGAUAUUGUAGUCAAGGCCGUCAUUGAGAAAGGUAUCUGCGGAGAUGCGCAGUAUGUUGGCUCUGAAGAGAGGCACGAUGGGAGGAGGAAUGAUGUCGUCUAUUAUCCUUUGGCAACACCUUCGGAAGAGCUUCGUUCUGUUAUUAUGGAAAUCCAAAUGAAUGUCACGAAGGAGUUUGUUUCGUAUGUGCUAACCAAACUAUUCAAGAUGUUCGAGAGGCAGAUCAAGGGGAUGAAAGAUAAAACAGAGGAUAAUACACGAGGAUAUACGCUUGUUGUCGGAAAGUAUAAUUUCAGAUUAUAA